Molecule: messenger RNA, 4855 nt
Organism: Vitrella brassicaformis
Lineage: Eukaryota; Vitrellaceae
Source: the annotation of a GenBank genome assembly
GGCUGUUCUGAGCUUCGCCGCGGCACAGACGUUCAUUCCGAUGUCGUGUGGUAGGAAUUGUCGCAACUGGCGUCCUGUGAACCACUGAGUUGACGUCAGAGUAGCGGCCCCAGUCAAUGUCUUUUCCGUCAAUGUUCUUCGCUCCGCCGCCCACGUUCCCCUUCAGAGGCCGCUCAUCGUCUCCCUUCGCCGCCCCCCGAGGCCUCACCGGCCGGCCGCGGUCACCGCUGCCGCCGCCGAGCCCCUACGAGGAGCAUGCAGCCGGGGAGAGGCCCUUCUGGCCCAACACAGCCGUCAACACCUACUACCGGGCGCCUCUGGGGAAGCGACACGGCAAGAUCAACUGGAGGAUGAUAUAUGCCAUUGAUCUGGAGCGGGUUAUCCAUGAGGGCGACGUGGAGACGCUCGUCGCUCAGUUAGAGAACCUCAUGUAAGCGGACAAACAAGGGCCCUGGGGGGAUGAGGGUCCGUCUUGCAAGAUGGCGCCCCGUCUCUGUGGUGCGUGUGUCUGUCUUUGUGUGUCUGUCCCCCCUGCCCCUCUCUCUUAUCAAUCAGGUACGCCAACUUCGACGUUGACGACCUGCAGGCGUGCAGCGAUGUGCAGUACGUCAAGCUGUUCCAGCUGGCCCAGCUGGCGCUCGAGUACCUGUACGGCACUGUGCGUCAGCUGGAGGACCACACCAUGCAGCUCACCGACGGCUACCACGCCCUCAAGGCGCACCACGACGAGACGUACGCCACACUACAGGACGAGCAGGAGAGGAUCCGCGAACUCAAGAAGGACCUCAAGCAGCGCAAGAAGGCCCUCGCCGUGUACGAGAUGCUGGCCCAGAACCAGCAGGAAACCAUGGGCACAUGCGACGUGGCGGACGACGGGGAGGCGACUGAGGCCAAGACAGGGGCUGGUGUGCGGACGGCGGUGCUGGUCAAGUGCGGCCGGUGCGCCAAGAAGUUCCUCAACUCGAUGUACCUCGACAGCCACAUCCAGAAGAGGCACGCGGGCGAGACCAUGCCGACUGGUGCGGGGGAGGAUUUCGCUACCCUUAAGGAGGAGAUACAGAGGGGCCUCAGGGUAGGGUGAGAGAGACACUGACAGACGCAAACUUGACGGACAGAAUAGGCAGAUGUCUCUCUCUCUCAUCAAUGCGCGGAUACAGGACACGCACAGGAUGCUGCAGUCUGACCUCACCAACCUCCGCCAUGAGAUGCAGGUAGGUACGGUACCUAAGGACACACAAUGAUAGGUACCUAGGUAUAUGUAUACGACAUGAAGAUCAUGAUGCGUGUCUCCCUCCCGCCUCCGUUGAUCAGGAUUUGCAUGACCGCACCACCACGGCUGGCGGGGGCCGUACGGUGCAGAGCCAGCCGGAUAGGGACAUGGAGGCCAAACUGCAGAGCCUCAUCGCCAAACACGAACAGCAAAGCAAAGACGUAAUGAGAGAGAGACACCACAGCUGGAGGGUCUCACGGUGGGCUAUGUGGUGUCUGUCUGCAGCUGCUGGCUAAGAUGCAGACGAUUGAGUCGCAGGUCGUCCACCAGACCGCAAAGGUGGACGGACACGCACUUGGCCUGACCGCACAUAAUGCUCUUACCUUCAUGUCUGUGUGUGUCUUUCUUCUACGUGUGUGUUCAGACCGCUGAGCGUGUAAAGGCCGACAUCAGUCAGCCUGUGGGUCAGCUGGAGAGCCGGCUGCAGCAGGUUGAGGGGCUGCUGCAGACCAUGCAGACCAUGCGCAAGACACAGGGCGGAUGGCUCAACGACACACGUACCAACGACGACUCAAAGGUGACCUCUCUAAGACGGGAAGGUCUCUCGGAUUUCAUGUCGUUGUGCGUCUAUUGACUGAUUCGUGUGCGCAGUAUGACGUUGAGGCGGUGCUGAAUGAGGUGCGGCAGCUGCGUGAGGACGUCAAGGUCGGCGCCGCAUUCGGCAGCCCGGCCAGCAGGGUGGGCGGAGAGAGACACCUGACUGACAUACAUGUCACUCACCUUGCUGCACGGAUUACUCUCUGUCCACUCACUUUGUGUGUGUCAGGAGAUGGAUCGUGAUAAAGAGUUAGACAAGACCCUCGACGCCAACGCCAAACUCAAGGAGACGCUCAAGAAACUCAACAGAGACAAAGACGAGGUGUCUAUAUCAUGUCACUCAUGCCUAUACCUACGAGACACGACACACUCAUGUAUAUAUACCUGUCUGGCACGGUGUGCAAUCCAGGAGGGUCGUCGUCGCGAGGCGCUCGAGCGUCAGGUCAAGGACCUCAACAGCGCUAACGCCACACUCAGGAAUCAGCUCAACGGUACCGCACCACACCACACACACGUUGUCGACCGACCGACCGGCCGACAUCUUUUAUUCCAUUGUACUUUGGCGGGCUGGUAGAGUGCCAGCGUCUCCACCCUGGCCAACGCCCCCGAGAGUACACACAUUAACAGACAGACAGACAGACAGACAGACAGAACGAGGGACAGACGCCAGACAAAGUUACGUACGUAUGUGUCGUUGUUUGUGUAUUAGAUCGACGCCGCCCACGGUAGGUCAGCCCGAUAUAGGUGUGGCGAGCGACGUGUCGGCGCCGGCCCCAUCGCCCCAGUCGAAUCGCAUACAGGCCGCCAUUCACACCAUCACCGCAUCCGCACACCGGUACUACCCCACACACGUCACACGUACACACCCAAACAGCCACGCCAGCACACGACCAUCCUUCGCCUGUUGUCAUAUAUCCGCCAUGUCUCGUCCAUCCAGUGACUUCCUGCGUCGGUCUGAGGGUUUCAUUUCGCACCCGAAGCCCUCCCCCGAGCAGGCAGAGGCCCACCUCAACCUGGCACCAGGAUCGCUCUCCAACCAGCUGGCCAACCUCAUGACCCUACGCGCCUCGGCCAAGGAACGCGCCCCGCCGGCCACCAUAGUACUGCCGACUGUGCAGGAGGAGCCGCCACACCCCAAGACCCAGGAGCAGCAGCAGCUCACCAGGCCUCUGCUCGAGUCUCUCCCGCCCUCACCGCCCAUGGUUCCCGCACCACCGCCGACCUGCCCCCUCCCUACCAAGGAGAUCGAGAAACCGGCCUUUGUCGAGCCUGCACCCACCCCCACACCUGCUCCCCCACCCCCGGCACCGCUCCCGGAGCGGUCUCGGUCGAUGCAGAACGUGCGCGAGCCGGUGCAUGCCGUGAAACAGCCGUCUACGCCCCCUCCCGAGCCACGGAGGCAGAUGGUCAAGGAAGCUCCCCCUCCUGCCCGAAGGGGCACCGGCACAUGGAUCACAUUGAGGAACAGCAGUGACUCUCUCGACCCAUACCAUGGCGGUGGGGGGGAUCAGAAGGUGUCUGUGGUGCAGCGGGGGGCGCAGCUGCAUCGGGAGGCGCAUCACUUGUCGGACGGUGGCUAUCACGUGAUGCACAAGAUGAGCUCGGGCAGCGGCAGCCAGGCGGACGGGGCGGGCUUGACGACGCAGAGCGGUAGUGCCACGGCUAGCGAUGACGCUGAUAGCACCGGGAGGAGGGGCAAGUCCGCUCCACCUGCUGCAGGUAGGUAGACCUGUUGGUCUGCCUGUAUGUAUCCAUGGAAUAGAUCUUCCUUCAGUGAUUCUUCACAAAUCUCUGUCUGUCUGUGUGUGUGUCAGAUGGGUCGUCUCGUCGCAACAGCUUCCAGAAGCUCCGCGAAGGCGUCAAGUCGGUCAUCCGCUUCGCCACCCCCAAGAAACGCCAGAGCACCACCAACACAUCCAGCAAGCAGCCCCAGCCUUCCGUCCAGCACCACUCAUCCUUCAACCACCACCACCACCACCAGCACCACCAGCAGCACCACCCACCCCCGCCCGUCUCCCAUUCGGUGGUCAACUCGCCUGAGCGUCCGCAGGAGCCGCUGUACACGCAGCUGUCUGCCAUGACGGGGCGGCACAGCAUGUCGGGCCCUGUGGCGCAGUGCAUUGAGAAGGAGGUGCGGGCGGCACUCUAUCGGGACCAGCCCACAACGGAGGAAGACGUCAGUGGCCAGCCGGUGCCCGAGCCACAGGUACAGAGGACAGUGGGGGGAUCUGCGUGUGGGUGUCGAUGGAUAAAUGCGGUGCAGGUGGGUUCGAGUGUGGGUGUGGGGGGCCGUGGCGGUCCUGUUGGUGUGGACGAGGACCCAUCGGAGGGCCGGGACACGGAGCGAUCUCGCGGCACCGCAGACUUCGGCAAAUGCAGCGAGGCCCCGUCACGCUCGCCCGUAAGAACCGACAUCACAUCAUGGCAUGUAGCUAGCCUGCAUUCCGAUCAACUGCACUGCGACCCUCUAUGUAUUUGUUCAGGACAAGGCCAGUGUGGAGAGCCCCCCUCUGCGUGGCGGCAUGAUGGAUGAGGUGGAGGCCUUCUCGCUCGGCGACGGCCAGCAGUCCAACGCACCCUCAUCCCCACGCAAGGCAGCCCACCCGCCCUCGUUCGGCCGCUCGACAUCUGACGAUGGCAUGCGCCGCAUUGUGGUGGGCGGAGCGAGUAGCAGGAACGACACACAGCCAAAGGGGUAGGUAUGGGUGGGGGAGACACAGAGCGAGAAAUGGCAUGACCUGGUGUGUGUGUGUGUCUCUGUGUGUUGCAGGGGCGCAUCAGGACGAUCUGGCAAGGCGGAUGACGUGCGUGUUGGCGAGUUUGACGACCACUGACUACGAUUCUUUUUGCAAGGUGUGUGUGGGGUGGGUGCAUACAUAAGCCAUUGAUAUGUUGUUCCUUUGAAGCGACAGAGAGACAGACAGACAGACAGGUGGACGGACGGACGGACGGACGGACACAAUGAUUUGGUUGAGCUCCGAGGGAGGAAGGGACCACAGACCGACAGACGGGCAGCAUGCACAUCAAUGCAUUGCAUUCAAUCAUCAC